CUAUUUUUGCAAAAGGUCUUCUUGGCCAUGGAUACUUGUGCUCUAGUUAUCCAUCAGUCUCUGUCUCGCAUCAAACUUUCUCCUCCCAAAUCUUCUUCUUCUGGUUUCUCUCUUGAAUCUUUACCGAUUAGACGGAGCCAGCUGUGUUUCCGAGGAGCAAUAUGUGCCGCCGUACAAAGAAACUACGAAGAAACGACCUCCUCCGUGGAAGAGGAAGACGAUGAUGAUGAGUCAUCGUACGGAGAAGUGAAGAAGAUCAUUGGAAGUCGAACGGCGGCGGAAUUAGGAGCCAUGGAGUACCUUAUCGAGUGGAAGGACGGCCAUUCUCCGUCGUGGGUUCCAUCGAGCUACAUCGCAGCAGACGUGGUGUCGGAGUACGAGACACCCUGGUGGACGGCAGCUAGGAAAGCCGACGAGCAGGCCCUGUCACAGCUUCUGGAGGACCGAGACGUCAACGCCGUAGACGAAAACGGCAGGACGGCUCUGCUUUUCGUGGCAGGUCUGGGGUCGGACAAGUGCGUAAGGCUUCUGGCGGAGGCUGGAGCCGAUCUCGACCACCGAGACAUGAGGGGGGGAUUGACGGCGCUUCACAUGGCGGCUGGUUACGUGAAGCCGGAGGUGGUGGAGGCGCUGGUGGAGCUGGGCGCUGAUAUUGAAGUGGAAGACGAGAGAGGGUUAACGGCGUUGGAACUAGCGAGGGAGAUUCUGAAGACGACCCCAAAGGGGAAUCCGAUGCAGUUCGGGAGGAGAAUUGGGUUAGAGAAAGUGAUCAAUGUCCUCGAAGGACAAGUGUUCGAGUACGCGGAGGUGGAGGAGAUCGUAGAGAAACGAGGGAAAGGCAAAGACGUUGAAUAUCUGGUCAGAUGGAAGGACGGCGGCGAUUGCGAGUGGGUGAAAGGCGUACACGUGGCGGAAGAUGUGGCCAAGGACUACGAGGAUGGGCUGGAGUACGCUGUAGCGGAGAGGGUGAUCGGGAAGAGGAUGGGAGACGACGGGAAGACCAUCGAGUAUCUUGUCAAAUGGACUGAUAUGUCUGAUGCCACUUGGGAGCCUCAAGACAAUGUCGACUCUACACUUAUUCUACUCUACCAACAAGAACAAGAACAACAACAACAACCAAUGAAUGAAUGAUAUUCUUCUGAAUUUGCUUUUUUCUCAUAUGUGUUGGUUCAUCACACCGGUUCGGUUGGUAUGUAACCGGUACAUUUUUCAUUUUCUUUUAAGAUGUAAUGGUUUUUGGGGACAUUUAUUUGAUUUAUAUCCCAAGGCAUGCUUUGAAUUUUGCUUCCCUUUUUGGGGGGAUUCAUGUGCUGACUUGCUCUUUAUCGUCCCAGGUUAGAAUACAUCGUCUUAGGCUUU
This is a messenger RNA of Arabidopsis arenosa, 1359 nucleotides long. The record is from the annotation of a GenBank genome assembly. NCBI's taxonomy places the organism in Eukaryota, Viridiplantae, Streptophyta, Magnoliopsida, Brassicales, Brassicaceae.